Messenger RNA from Eimeria maxima, 1536 nucleotides. RefSeq lists its product as hypothetical. The transcript is spliced from 7 exons. Lineage: Eukaryota; Apicomplexa; Conoidasida; Eucoccidiorida; Eimeriidae. Bases 1 to 1536 code for a protein of 511 amino acids. The record is from RefSeq and is a predicted model, not a curated record.
AUGGUGCGCUUUCACGUUUUGUCGAAUAGACAUAGAGUCAGGCGAGUAGCCUUCCAGUGUCUCGCGGGCGCUGCAGUUGCCGCUGCUGUUGGAGGUGGAGGGUUGCUGCUACUGAGACAACACAAGCGGACCCGCCCCCCAUCAGUGAAGGGACAAGGAAAUGUCCCCGAAGUGUAUGGAACGCCUUACCAACCCAUCACCGCAGCAGCGCUUGCGAAGGACGUUGAAUUAUGUAGACAGCGGCAGCUACAGAGGCUUAUCGGCCUAGGAGUAUCCGUUCCAGUGGCACAGGCAGCAGCAGAUGCCGCAGCGGCCGUAGUAGCCUGCGAAAUCCUCGACACCUCUUGGGCGGAGAAAGUUGCAGCUGCAUGCCCAAAUCUAGGGCCUUCCUCUGCACUGUUUGCUGCAGCGAAGUCAGGUGCUCCACUUGAGCUGCAUAUGCACCUAAAGGACAUCUUCUGCGCCUCUCUGAGAGCGGCACUAUUGAGUGGUGUUGCAGCUCUCCAGCAUCAGCAGGUGAAACAGCCCCAAGGGCAGCUGCUGCAGCCAGAGACAGAUAUUCACUGGUUGCUUCUGGAGACGGAAACUGUUUUUAAGGAUGUCUUUUACGACCCUACCAUUCGUGCUGCAGCUUCGGCCUGCGACUUCGCGCAGCCGGCGCACGAGCUGUUGCUGACACUACAGAAAAUCCGCGCUCCUCAACCAGCGGGUAGCAGCGUUCCAACAGGAUCGCUACUACCGCUUUUGCUGACGGGAAAUGGUAGAGAAGCGUUGGAGGCAUUUAUUGCUGCAGUUGAUAAGCAGGUUCUUGGAAGUCUCUGCAGUAGCUGGGAACGCAGCGGCGUGUUGCACAAGGAGGCACACCAGCAGCAGCGAGAACAUGAAGGGCCCCCACGACGUGUGCGACAGCUGUCCGCGCGCAAUACAGGCAAAGACGCUGGCACUCCCAUGGCCCUUUCAUCUUAUGCAGAUGCAGCAGAGCGGGCAGACUUACACUCGAAGGCCCCGCUGAGUGCCCCAUUGUUUCUGAGGGCUUCAGAUAUCAAGGCUGCCAGUGAAAGCAUUUCCAAGCAUGGCUUCUGCGUAAUAAAGAACGCCCUCACCCCCGAGCAGCUGCAGGAGGUACAGCAAGCCACCUUUGCCUCAAGCGAAACAGGUAUUUGUGUCCGAGAUGCAGACAAUGCACUGGCGCUUGCACAGCCGUGGCAUCGCGACAAUUCACACAGGGGACUGACUGUGGUGUUGCCCUUGGUGCAUAUUGACCCCAGAAAUGGACCUACAGAACUGCUUCCUGGGUCGCACGUCCUCAGUGGCGAGGAAGGAGAGAAUUGGCUUAAGUGGCUGUGUUUAAUUCCAGUGUUUUUAAAGACAGUUGUUGCAGGAGGAUCCACAGUAAAGGCCGAAAUACAACCAGGAGAUGCACUCGUGUAUGACUCCAGGCUUCUACAUCGGGGCCAAGAUAUCCUUCGCUCCCUUGGGGCUUCGGCGUUUGGUCGAGUAGUGGGUGGAUUUCUGAAUAUGUACGAAAAGCUGUAG